Molecule: messenger RNA, 11629 nt
Organism: Effrenium voratum
Lineage: Eukaryota; Dinophyceae; Suessiales; Symbiodiniaceae
Source: the annotation of a GenBank genome assembly
AGUUCAACUCAAGGGCACCUGCUUCGGCCUGGGCCCAUGCUGCUCGCGCCUUCUGGCCUGCUGAGCAGCAAAUGGAUGACUGCAGCAGGUGAAGCGCCCACAAGAGGCGGCUGCAGAGUUUCAUAAUGGUAAUGAGAUGGCUUUGCCUUCUGCUCUUGGCCUGGCCAGCGCGGUCUGACUACGCGCCGCAAGGCAGCGAUGAAACAGUCUUUGAGGAGGAGCCGAACGGCACGGAGCCGGUUGAGGAGGAGCUUAUCAUUCAGGCGACCCAAUCUUCGGGCAGCCUGGUGGUGUCCCAGGGCAGUGACUUGGUUUUGGCGGACGUCUUCCAGCUGGCAUCGCAGGAGGUGGCCUGGAUGAAGCCCAGCUACUUCCGGCUGGACCUGCUGCUGGCGGAGGGCCUCAGCUUCCGGAAGCCCCUGCCGCUGCAGUGCCUCGCGGCCCGGGAGCUGAAGCAGGUGAACCCUGUGGAGGAGGUGGCCGAUGAGGAGGUGUCCGUCUUCAGUGACGCAUUGCUGCCGCAAAGAAGGCUUCAGUUGCAUGCGCCGGUCGAGAUACUGCAGAAGUGCCUGCAGUCCCUCACGGCGCACGUGCCGUGGAACGCCCCCAUCACAGUGGCAGAAGAUGAUUUCCCGGGCCCCGACCUGAUGUCCACUGUGCCCAUGAACGGCUCCGUGGGUAUCAACUCCUCGGCCAUGGAGGUGCUCCUCACCUUUAACGACUGGGUGCAGCCUGGGGAGGGUGACAUCCAGAUUAUAGACUGCGGCUUUGAUGAUCUAUGUGGCCAGGUUGGAACUCUUGAUGACUCGGUGGUGAACAUUUCCGUGCACGACACGCGCUCUGUGAUCUUCUUCAAGAACCUCGUGUGGGUGAGGUAUUCUGGACUUGUGGACUUGCACCAGCACCUGUUCCAUGUUCCGGAGGGUUCUAUCAAGGACAUCUCAGGCGUCAGCUUCCGGGGCUUGGCAGCGGAAGACUACACUUUCCGCACCGGUCCCAUUCUGGAAGGAACGUCUUCGAACAACGACUCUAACUCCACCAGCGACCCUGUUUUCACGGUUGAGCUGCCGCUGGAGACGAACCCAUAUGUCAAGUCCACCCGCCCGAUAUGGGCAGAAGCGGGAGCAAACCCGGUCAGACCUGAGGAGGAGCCCGACAUUCCGUUCUAUGUGGAGCGUUGCUACUUGAACGAGACGAACUGCAGCAGCUAUAAUGGCAGCAACUGCUCGAGCUGGGAGAACGUUUCUACUCUAGGGGUGUGCGGCCUGAAUGAGCGCAGCGGCAUGGGCUUCCUGCCUCUGGAGCAGCUGCAGCUCUGGCGCAAGCCCUGGCACUGGCUGCAGGCGGCUGCCGAUGGCAGCUCUCUGCUGGUCCAGUUGGAGGUGAAGACGGCGAACUCGCCGGUCCUCAUCAAAGCCAGAUCUCAUGUGCUGAAUGCCACGGCGGGCGUGGCAACCCUGCUGGCCACUCUCGAGGGGGAGGAGCCUUUCACGUUGGAGGACGACGAAGCCACAACUUUGUACGUCGAGGUCAUUCUGGAGCCAUACGGGGAGAUCAGUGUCUCACCGACUGCUUGGCGGAGGUGGGGUGGCCGGGUAAACGUGACUUUCGACUUUCCGCGGGUGCAGCCGGACUGGGGAUCGCUUGGGCAGGGCAACUUCUCCACUACGACGGUGGAGGGAAGACCUGCCUCGAGCCUCAACUUCCAUGGCGGCCUUCAGUCGGUGCAAGCGGCGCUGGGGAACCUCACCUACACGGCGCCCAGGGACUUCCAGGGACUGGCGCUGAUGAAGGUGGUGAUCAGCGAUGGCGACUACCUACGAGAUGAGCUGCUGCUGGUCCAAGUGGCGCCGAAUCCUCAGGCUCCUGCAGCUGUGGGCGUGCCUGGCAACGUUGCAUCUAUCCCGAGCAUUCUGACACUGUACAACUUCUCCUCCACCGCAGAAAUGGAGCCGCAGGUCAGUUUACGCCACGGGGGUGCCCAGACGGCAAUGGCCAACACGGCCCACCAUGUGAAUGUGACUGUGGUGGCAGAUCUGGACUCCGAGGAUUCUGCGCGGGUGUAUGUGAAGGCGCCGUUUGGGCAGCUCAGCUUCCCGGAGCUGGACGCCAUCAUGGACGAGGCGGGCCCUGGCUUGACGGAGUUCUUCGCGGACGGGGAGUACGACGCCACGGAGGCGGAGUUUGUGUCGAAGGCCUCAGCCCGGGAUGGCGUGUGGCCCCGGAUCUCGGCGUACGAGUCCCCGGUGGGCGCCGGCUUCACCGUGGUGGGGACGGUGGCGGCGCUGAAUCGGGUGCUCGGGCAGCUCCAGUUCACGCCCCCCGCAGAUUCCCCCAACUCAGGGUCCCUGGAGGUGAGCUUGCUGCGGACGCCUUCGGUGGAGGAGUAUGAAACAACGUUUCCCCUGGACGAUGGCCCAGUAGCAGUUGGCAAUUUGGCGGUGGAGAUCGGGGCCCUGUCCAAAUCCCAAUACACCUGCUUCAUUGGGGGUCCAGCGGCCACCUUUGUGAACCUGGGCGAGGAUGCGCGGAACCUGGGUGUGACGGUUGAGCCGGAGGUUUCGGCUUCUGCCAAAGUCACAACUGCCAUUGCUGAUGAGCUGCAUGAGUUCCGCGUGUCUGUGCAGCGGGGGAGCGUCAGCCUGGAUGUCAACAAGUUUCCAGCUGCCCGUAUUUGUCCACCAUUCUUUCCCGACGUGGGAGGCUGCGCUGUGGACGAGGCUGAUGCUUGGGUGAUCUAUGGACGGAUUGCAGAUGCUGCGCUGGCGAUAGAGUCCUUAGUCUACACAGGCCCAUAUGGGUAUUCUGGCCAGGAUCGCAUGCGCAUCACUGGAAGCUGCUCAGAGGUGGGUUUAGAAGUGCUACUGAACAUCAUCAAGAGCUACCUGCCUCCCGCGAUCCGCUGUUGCGAGGACUCAGGGAUGGAGGUUCACCAGGGCGUGGAGCCUGCCGCAGUUCCCCCCUGCGCCCUGGACAACAACGCCUAUGGCGAGAUCCCUUCAGUGGCACAGGUGACGUACAGCAGCGAUAUCGGGCAGCUUGCCUUUUGGCCAGUCGAAGGCCUGUACUUUGACCGCGGUAUGGAAGCCUCUCCUAUGCACAAUGUCUCCUCACAGAUCGUGGCCAGCGGCCCCGGGGAGGUGAUGCGCCGGAACCUGGGCUCGAAGUUGGCGCUGCUCCACAUCCCAGAGACGGAGACGCGGCUCUUCGGGCGCCUGGUGCUUGAGGUUCUGGAUGUACGGUCCGGGCUGUCCUCGACCGCAAGCUGUCCCAUCCAGGUUAUCCCUGGGAGGAUGGAGUACCAUGACAUGCCGGUGCCUGCUGAUGACACCACUACCGACCAGGAUUCCGGUAUGCAGAACAGCACGGAGAAGGAUGCGAUGGUAGAACAGGCGGUUUCCACCGCGCCGGUGGUGCAGCUCCGGGUGCUCAGCGCCUCCGCCGUGGUGGAGGCGGCGGGCUCGGUGUAUCUGGCGGCGCUGGCGCUGGCCGCGGACGCGGAGCGGGGGCUCAAUGCGGUGGAGGGUGACUUGGAAGUUUGGCUUUCCAGCGGCCAGGGCGUGCUGGAGAUUGACGUGGCAGCUUUGGUUGGAUCCAACAGCGCCUACCUGGCAGACGCGAGCGGCGGGUCGCUGACCACCUCAAAGCUUGAACAGGACCAAGUGGCGGAAUCUGGUAUGGCAAUGGGUGGACAGCCUUUCCGCGUUCCAUCUGCCAACUCUCGCUUGGCCUACGUGGACCCCUCGCGGCCUGUGGACCCGGAGAACCGGACCCUCCUCGACCCAAGAGGGCCUCAGCGGCCAUCGCGGGUGCUGUGGAGUGGGCGGAGCCUGCAGCUGAGAGGCUCGGCGGUGAACUUGCACCAGACGCUGAGCAGCGUGAAGUACACCGCCGAUGAGCAAGCUGGCGGGUGGGACACCGUGACGGUGACAAUGGGCCGGCAGAAAGGGGAGGUGCCGGUGUACAUCAUCCGCCGGGCCGGGGCUGUGGUGCUCAAGGGCCGGCCCUUGGAGCGGCUGACCGUGGGCCAAAUCCUCAAGCCGGAUAUCCGCCUGGAGCUGAGCCCGCUGGUGCGCGCAGAGGAUACCUUCAGCGCGUUGGUUGCUUGCAGCCACUGUGGCCUAGCACUUUGGAUGUAUGCGAAUAAGAUGGAGGUGAUUAGCUCGUCCUUGGAGUUUGCUGGCAACACCUCGGAGCUAGAAGCGUUCUUGGCGGAUUUGACCUACGUGCCGGAGGAGGGCUUCACGGGCACCGACUGGCUGCAGGUCUUCGUGCAGGGGGGUCGCCUGCAGGCGGCCAGCCAGGUGGCGUCCAGCGCGGAGCUGGGCAUGGCCGUGUCGGUGGAGCAGGUGGAGAAGGUGGUGCCACCUGCGGCGGUGCUCAUGCCCGAGCGCUUCAGCAUCUUCGAAGACUCAGCCACCGACCCUCAGAUCCAGAUCCGCGUGGCGAUGGUUGCGGCAGAGCCCUCUGACGUGGACGACGACACAGACUGCCUCAAUGCGAGUGAGGCAGACAUGUGGCUGCCGCAGGACCCGCUCGCACUGCGCGGCUCCGUGCAGUUGGGAAGCUUCGCCCUGGAGGGUAUCAGCUCCAUGCCGCGGCUGCGUACAAUGACCUCUUGCCCGGAUGAGCUGGCAGGGGACCAAGGACAUGCGACGGAUGGCCACGAGCAAUUGCAAACGUUCGCGCAGCUGGUGGACGGCCAGCAGGUGGCCCAGUUUUGCGUGAAGGGCCAUCCCCUGGCGCUCUCGGAAUUCGCAUCCCGGCUGCGCUACCAGCCGGCGCAGCACUGGGCUGGCAGCGAGCCCAUGAGGAUUACUCUCACUGCGGCGGAUGAUGCACACGUGGUGCACGCGGCUGCUCAGAGCUGGGUCCUGGUGCAGAGCGCCAACGACCCCCCCAGCAUCACAGCCAUCCAGCCGGCUUUUGAGGUGCAGAUUGGAAACAGCGUCCAGUUGGCGGGCAUCAAUAUCUCUGAUGCAGACAUGAGCGACACAACCCGAUGGAUGACGUUGUCAGUGGCUGCUUCCAUUGGCCGUCUCUAUGUGGAGGACUCCUUUUUGCUGGCCCCCACCGGCACAGUGGAGCCCCUCAGCGGGCGCUUGGACGGGGACUUCUCUCUGCGCGUCCAGGGCAGCGGCCCGGACCUACAGGCCUUCGUGGAGAAGUUGCGCUUCAGCAUGUCAGCGCCGCCUAAGCCGUACCUGGCACCCCGCCCGCUGGAUCAGCCUGAGACAGAGGCCAUCAUCUCCUACAUCCUCUCGGACACCCUCGGGCCGCAAGCAGCGGCGCUGCGGCGGCACCAGGUGGCUGGCAAGGUGGUGAACCCCCAAACGGACGAGCCUGUGGCGGGGGUGGACGUGCUGCUUCUGGCCACGGACACUUGGCACGACUACCCGGGAUACACGAUGCUGAGCGGCUGCGACGUUGAGCUCAAGGGAUGGGACAUUCCAGACUGCAAGACCUACGCGCUGAACCACAGCUAUCCGGGUUUCAGCAUUGGGCUUUAUCGUGUUGGAGGGGCCCUUGCAUGCUGUUUUAAAACAGCCGAUGCCGAGACUAUCCUUACAAACCUGGUGUUCGACGACACCGCCAGCGUGCAUAUAUUCCAACCUGGUGGAUAUACUGUACGCACUCAAACUAGCGCCUUGGGAGUCUAUGCCGGGAUUAUGCCAACAGGGCCGGCAGAAAUCUACUUUGAGAAGUACCUGUAUGCAUCGCGGAACUUGAGCAUCUGGGUGAGCGACAACAUCCAAGUAGGUGGCUCUGCAGACAUCUACCUGCAGGCCCUGGCGGUGGUGACGAUUUGGCGCUUUGAGGUGGACUGGAGCUCCUCGAGCCCAGUAGACUUGGACGCCCACUCCUUUGACCCCUGGGACUGCCACGUCUACUUUGCCAACCGCCAGUGCAAGCACGUUGGAAGCCAUGGGCUUACAGUGACUCUGAACCGAGACAGCCGCGACGUUCUGAAUGGCAAGGAGGUCAUCACCGUUCACCAAUGGCCAUGCGACGCUACGCAAGCAGCCAUCGGAGGCUACCGGGACGUUUGGAGCUGCCUGACCUACUUCUGGGUGCAGGUCUUCUCUCAGAACAACUUCGCAGACGUCCAGGGCAAGGUCAGCAUCUUCCGUGAGGGUUUGCUUCUCGAAGAGGUGCAGCUACCCACGACAGCGGACAGCUUCUGGGUCGGCUUCGUUCUGGAUGCGGGCAGCAGCAUCGUGACGUCCCAGAAUCAAACAGGUGGCUCUGAGGCUGUCGAAGGCUUUGUCUCCGGCAUGUACCUGUCAACUUUCCAGAUGCCACCAGCGCGGGAGGUGCGACGCCUAAGCCAGGCUGGCCGACAAGUUCCUCAUUGGCAAGAGCAACUUCGCAAGGAGCUGUCAAGCGAGAAAGAGGCUGAUGUUGCGCAAGUGGAUUACCACAAGCUGGGCGGCACAAGGAUCGUCGAUGCCAACACGAUCUCCGGGGAUGGUUGCAGCGCCACCUGCCAGAUCGAAGCUGGCUUUCUGUGCGAGGGCGGAACUGAGAUGGUGCGAGACUGGUGCCAUCCCAAAUGCGGCGAUGGGCUGAGGGUGCCACAUGAAGGCUGUGACGAUGGCAACACGGAGGACGGAGAUGGAUGCUCCUCUGAAUGUCAGAUCGAGACGGGCUACGCAUGCCAUGGAGGCUCUUCAAGAAGCACAGACACAUGCAAUCCCACCGUUUGCGGCGACGGCAUCGUUGAGGGAGCGGAGGAGUGCGACGACUUCAAUGACUUUGGGGGCGGGGGCUGCUCACCAAGCUGCCUGCGAGAGAGCAAAGAGGUGGCAUCCGCUUCUGAGACGGAGGUGAGGGUUACUGUCCGUCCCCUCGCACAAGUUUGCAGGAUCUACAACGCUGGGCGGCACCAGACGCUGGAAGACACGACGUAUCAUCUGCAGCAAACACUUCUCACUGGCGAUGUGACCAACUUGACAUCUCUGCAGAUUCGCAUUCAAGUGGUGGAUGGCUCCAUUGCUAUGAAGCCCUUGAUCGACUUCUACCUUGCGCGCGGGAGGAACGACUCAACAUGGGAGGCCAUUGUCGAGCGUGAGACCGGGGUUCGCUUCUACCCAUACUCCGACAACAUGAAGGACACCAUCCUGACGGGAUCCCACUUCCAAGCGAGCCGCUUCUUGAGGCUCUACUUGUACAUCGAGCCGGAUCGGAACUUCUUUGGCAACGUGCAGGUGGAUUUCACGGUUGUUUCGGGAAUGGCUAUGAAUCAUGGUGCAGAGGAGUGCACCCACGGUGUGGUCAUUGAGGUUGAAGCUGUGCAUGACGAUCCUUUGCUGGUCACGGUCUCUGAAGACGUCCAGUCGAAUGGAUUCCAGUGCGUGGCUGGCUCCAGUUCCUGCUCUUUGGCUGGCCUCUCUGUUUCGGACCCGGACUGUGAGAUGACGGUGGAUGGGUCCUGCUUCUUGCGAGUCGAACUCAAUGUGACGCUUGGCUUCCUGCGGCUGCCCGGACAUCCGGAUGGAUGGCAGGCGGUCUUCCCACCUCUCAUGGGCCACGCGCCAGGGCUCAAUGCUGCAUUGAGCCGGUUGGCCUACUUUCCUCCAGCUGGACCAGCCGGCGAGGAUGCGUCCUUGAAUUUCACGGUGCACCGGGUAAUUCAGCGCACUAUGGCGACACCCCCUGCCCUGCAGCCAGCCGUGGCGUCCCGGAGCCUGCCAGUGCACGUCUUGGCGGCGGACACUGCGCCAACUGUGAGCUUGGCCUCAGGCGGCGCAUUCCACGGUGCAAUCUUUGAGAUCACGGGCGCGAAGCCUUUCAGGUUUUCAGACAUUGUCUUCGAGCCGCCGGGCGCCAUAGACACGACUUGCAUCAUUGAGCUUGAGGUUUCCAGAGGAUACCUCUUCCUCGGCGACACAGAGGGACUUUGGUUUGCAGGCGGCACAAUGAACGGCGAGUCCAAACUCCGAUUUGUGAGCAACAGCACCGACAUCCGUGAAAGGUUCUUGGCGGAUGUUCGCUACACCUGGGAUGAGCACGACUGCGCCACCUUGGAGGAGUUCAACAUCACAGUGGAUAGCGGGCACCACCCGCCCCUGACCCUGGCCGCCAUGCUGGUCCUGCCAGACUGCCAAGGCUUUCAGGCGCAGUGGACGGGCGGCUCACUGAACAUGGAUGAGGACACUGAAAUCUCCAUCGGGCAUCUGCAUGUGUCAACCCAUGACCCACAUUUGUUCCUCAUCGUGGAUGUCAAGCACCCAGGGCACGUACCAGGUGAUUGCAAGGUCGUCCGGUGGCCGGAAGCUGUCAGCAGUUUUGUCCCUGGCCGGGAGUGCCACCUGGAUGGCCUGGUCAACGGCUUGAAUGACGCGCUGCCGUUUUUGGUAUACAAACCGCCGCCCGACUUCUUCGGCCACGUGCAGCUGGAGUUUGUCCUCUUCAGGGCGGAGGUGAGGGACGAGCUCCUGGGACUGGACUUCCGCAGCUCCAACUCCAGCUUCCUGGUGGACAUCGAGGUGGCUGGGGUCAAUGAUGGGCCCAUGCUGGACGUGUUCCUGGACUCGUACACCCUCAAGGAGGAUCUUGAAGAGUACCUGGUUCUGGGGCCACUGUUUGUGAGUGAUAUCGAUGCCGGCCAGCACCCUCUAAGCUUCAAGUUCGAGCUUUUUUCCAGCCACGAGGGGAAUCUACUGAUGCUCUGUGGCUUGGAGGGCGUGCAGAUUGAGGAGCCUCGGGGCCAUCUCAACGAGGACGGCUGCUUGGAGAUGGGCACGGCACUGGUCCACUUCAACACCACGGUGGAGAACUUCAAUAGCAUGCAGACGGGUCCAGGACGGCUGCAGUUUAAGCCUGCCCCGAACUGGCAUGGCUUCGCGAGGGUCAACAUUACGGUUGAUGACAGAGGCAGCGGCCACGGGAACGAGUUCCACCUGCUUGUGGAGCGCUCGCUGUACCUCGUGGUGGAGCCUGUCAUCGACAAGCCUGAGCUCUCGCACCUGUGCACGGAGGCGAUGCCCUUCCUCACCUAUGGAAGGACUUGCCUGGAGGUCCGGGAGUGUUUCGCCUUGAACGCCACUGCGGAUUCUGCGGACCAAACCAUUUCCUUUUGGCUGGUCAUCGAGGCGAGCGACCCUGGGGUGAGCAUCUCCCUGGAGGACCGGGCGCCCUUGCAGGUUUGGCGAGAGGGCACUUCGGAGCUCCAAGCUGCUGGGCUUUACAGCAACAUCCAGGAGGCGCUGCGGGCUUUGAUAUUCCACCCACCUCCGCAGAUCUUUGCGGGCCCAGAGGAUCCGGAUAUUUUCGAGUUCAACAUCAGCAUCACCGCGUAUGCCCUGGGGCAGCGGUUCAACGAGCCCUUGCCAUUCAACCCUGGCACACCAGGCGCUCGCCCCGAAGGCUUCCCCAGCGACAUGAUCGAGUUCCCCGUGGUGGUGCGCCGGGUGAACCGGCGGCCCUUCUUCUUCGUGGAUGUGCCCCAUUUCUCCGUGAGCCAGAUGCAGGACGAUGUGCGGCUUUACGGCGUCACAGUGGCAGACCCGGAUGCACGGCAAAACGAUGACAUGGAGGUGGAAAUCCUUGUGGAUUCGGACUCCCGGGGGGGCGCGGUGGCAUUCGCUGGCGAACGAGGCACACGCAUACAGAGGAGGAUGAAGUUGCGAGAGUUGAACCGGGCAUUGCAAGAGCUCACCUUCGUAUUCGAGGAUGCAAAUUGGUUCGGGGUCACGGGGAUCUCCGUCUCAGUGUCUGAUGUUGGCAAUCGUGGCUGGCGAGUGGAUCACUAUGCAGAAAUGUUUCGCGAAGACAUUGACCCGGAGGCCCAGGUCUUCUAUGAUGACCACAAUUUGUUCGAGCAGUGCGUGGCCUAUGACCGCUCUCUCUUAGGCCUUGCAGCCGCUGGGGGUGCAGGAGCCACUGGGCAGCCCUACGUGUGGCACUCCCCGCAGGCCUAUGCAAAGCUGAUGCGUGAGACGCAUGCAUACACAUUAGCAGGCGUGAACAGCACGGAGUGGGGGCCUUUGAUGGCAACCACCUUCCUGGCGGUUCACCGCAGCUUUGUCAAUGAACCGCCGCGCAUCGUGCUGCUGGAGCCACAGUCGGGAGUUCUGAACGUCUUCGAGGACCACGCCAACUUUGCAUCUUUCCUGGUGAGACACAAGGCGGCUGAAUUUUUGGUCGAGCGCACACUGUCGAUUUUCUUGACUACUUCGCACGGCAGAGUGCAGUCCAUCUCCUCAUCUGCCACUGCAAAGUCCUCUGUAGAUGGCAAGCGGCUGGAAUACAGAGCUAGCCUUUUCGAACUGAACAAGUUUCUGGCGCAGCUUCAAUUUGCGCCGGAUCCAAAUUACAACGGCGCAGACGAGCUAGUCAUUCUACUGACUGAUGAUGAAUAUGCCGUCAACACCAGCGUGCCUAUUGAGAUAGCCAGCUUGAGCGACCCACUUUCCAUCAUUUGUCCGCCAGCAGUGGACCUCUUUGAGGGACAGCAUGUUGUACCCAUUGGCGACAACAUCUCUAUCCGUGACUACGAGCCGAUCCCUGGCUCGAGUGACGACGACAGUCAGGUGGCCGUUGAGAUUUUCGUAGGCGCGGGCGGGCUCCAUCUGCAGCUGGAUCGGGUGCUUCCAGAGAUGCACGAGGAGCUCAGCCAGGUCAGCAACGACAGCAUGCAGCUGAAUCGUUCCACUCCAGGUGUGCCCGGCUUCAUCUUCAACACGUCGCUGGCCGUCUUCAGAGCUGCCUUGAAGGCCCUGAGCUUCACGCCGUACCCCGAGCUGUAUCAUGGAGUUGUGCACCUGGAGAUUCGGGUGGCUGCGCAGGAAACCCACGAGCGCACCAAAUGUGAGAUCGGGUUGAUCGUGCACCCUGUCAACACACCACCCGUGAUCCGUGUCGACGACAAACGCCUUCUGGCCGGGACAAAUGGGGGCAUUGUGAAACCGCACAAAGAGAUUCCUCUUCAUGGAGUCAUCCAGCUGUCAGAUCCAGAUGAAGAGGACUUCUCGGGUGGUUGGUUCGUUGAGCGCGUCCACUCUGCUCGACUCCAGCUGCGCGCAUCCUGCGGGACCAUCUCAUUUCUUAUUGCAGGGCCACAGGACUAUGUCUUUGGUGUGCAGAAUGGCUCCAUUGCGGGCACGGAAGGCAUCACCUUCCACAGUGGCGAUGGGUUUCAUGACACAGACAUGGACAUCACCUCCACUCUGAAAAACCUGAACUUGCAGCUGGGGCGGCUGUUCUACCAUUCUGGCGGUGGCUGCCGUGGACAGAACAUCACCAUCUCUGUUGAGUUGGAUGACCUCGGCAACUUCGGUGCCAGCAUGGAUGAGAUGGGGAACUAUGGCCACCCAUACCCGAUUGUGGUCACCAACCAGGUGCAGUUCCAGGUGUCCGAGUACUAGGUGGUGAGUGCCUCACGCGCGAAGCGCAGUGUGUGCCUAGUGGCCUAGUGGGCCAUGAUGAUGCGGCACAGCAAACAUUCUUUUUUGUUUGCCGCUCUCCGGAAGAAGUGGCUUGGUGCUAUUUUGCCGUGGAAAGCACUGUUUUCAGAUGGUUCCCCUUGCCUUGCCUCGGCUGCUAAUGAUCCAAGAUGCUGAGCGCAUCCGUCCAAUCUCGUGGCCCUAAGGGCCCUGAGCUCCCUAGGGGCUGUUGUGAUGCAAGG